UCUCUUCAAUGUUCUCUCUCUCUCUCUCUCUCUCUCACAAAAUAGCAAGUUAGCAACUACAAGCUCUUCCAUGGAGUUUAGAAUUUACUAAACUCUUCCAAAUUUAGCUGUCUGCCUCAACCCCCAUAAUGCCACACUAUACCUACUAUCUACUUUUACACUGGUAAAGUGAACACACACUCUCUCUCUGUCUGUCUCUCUUUUGGGCAACUUUUGGUUUUCCUUUCUUUCAGCUGCUGAAUAGUUUUUCCAUCAAGUACCUGAAACUCUGUUUUUGGCUCCUGUUUUCCACUCAUUCAGUCUUUGCUUUAUACAUUGAACAUGUUCAGCUUUUUUACUUGUUCCUUCAAUUGUCUUGAUUGAAUUCACGUGGGGGUUCAGGCUUCAGACAUUUUUUGCAGAUGGGUUAUAUUUUUCUUGUUACGGUCCUGAUGGGUUUUCCUUUUUGCUCUGUUUGGUUUCCCAGAAACUGAUUUUCCAACGAAUUUGGAGCUUCAAGGAGGAAACGUUCUGCAGUUUCUUUUCUUUUUUACUUCGUCUAAAGAUGGGCUUUUUGUGGUUUGUGUACAGAGUUAAAUAUGAUUCUCCAGUAAUGACCUAUAUAUAGCUUUGAGCUCAUUGAGCUGUUGGAACUAUAAACAAUCAGCUUGAUCCUUGGCUACAAGUGCCUGAUAGUUUUCCCCAUGAAUUGAAGGGGGCUUUAGUUGUGAUCCUUUUACUUGUAAUGGAGUCUUGGAGCCGUAUUUCUGAAGGGAAGGGGUUUGUUUCCGAAGAAACAAUUUCACACACUGAUUCAUUAUCUAGAAGUAGAAAUACUUUGAUGGGUUGGGAAUUGAAAAUCCCCUGUACUUUUGGCAGCAAUGUUUUAGUGUCAGGCAAGCAAGCUAUUGAAAGUCAAGGUUUUGGGGAGUUGGGUUUUUCAGAAAUGAUGGGCAAACAUUUCUCAAAUAAUCCAAUUAGAGAUGUAUUGAGUGGCAAGGUUUAUGGUGAAAGAAGUACUAAUACAACAAGUAUGGCUACCCCAAAUUUAUUUUCAGGAGAAGAUGAAUCAUCUUCAAAGCUUUCAAGCUCUAUUGUGGACUCUAACAGUAAGGAUUCUUCACUCAUUGAUUUAAAACUAGGGAGGUUGGCUGAUAACAGAGAUUUCCAUGAUUCUAAAUUUUCUAAAGGACAUCCCAUAUUGUCUUCAUCCGAAUCAUCGACACCUCCAAAGCGAAUGCGGGUGUCAGGAUUGUAUUCUCAGACCGUCUACUGUCAGGUUUAUGGUUGCAACAAGGAUCUCAGCUCCUCUAAGGACUACCACAAGAGGCAUAAAGUUUGUGAGGCUCACUCAAAGACGGCCAAAGUUAUUGUGAAUGGCAGAGAACAGAGGUUUUGUCAGCAAUGUAGUAGGUUUCAUUUGCUGGCCGAGUUUGAUGAUGGUAAGCGUAGCUGUCGUAAACGCCUUGCAGGACACAAUGAGCGUCGGAGAAAGCCUCAAGUGGGGAUUCACUCUGGAAGAGCUGAUAGGUUGCUUCAGUCGUAUAAUGGCAGCAGAUUUCAGGAUAAUAUGUUAACAACUGCAUCUUUUAUCUGCCAAGAGAUACUCCCCAGUGGAAUUUUGGAUGCUGAAAAUUAUGGAACAAAUGACUGGUGCAGGCAUUUAAAAGUUGAAGAUGCGACUCAUUAUAGGCCUUUGUCAGGGGUUCCUGUUACAAAUGGGCAUCUGCCUUUGAAACCAGCCUUUCCUUCUUAUGAUAUUGGAAAACGGUAUCCCCCAUUUCAUGACAAUGGAACUAAUUCUCUAACUGGAAACAUAAUCAUUGAGAAUGGCAGUCAAUAUUCACAUGAUAUGAGAGGCCUAAAUUCUGGUUCACACUCUAUGUUUCAUGAGACCACCACAUUAGGAAGUGAAGACUUCAAUGUGUUCAACACUGCUUCAGCUGUACAUGGAUUAUCGGGAAUUUCAGACUCUGGUUGUGCUCUCUCUCUUCUGUCAUCUCAGUCACAGAAAUCUUCAAGCCAUUUGUCAGGAAUUCCCAUGGCUAGCCCCCUGGUCAUGCCGGACAGGCAUACCAAUUACAGGCUGGUUCAAGGUUCUGAAAAUCUUAUUGGGGGAUGCUCACAUGCCUCCUCUAGUGGGGUGUCAAAUAAAUUCCCUUCUUCAGGAAUGAAUUCUGGAGCUGGGACUCACCUGGGUCCCAUACUUCUAUGUAAUGGCAGUGAUACUGAUGAUUUUGGAAUCUCAGAUGGGAUUUUCCAAGGAUCAGAUUUUGUGAAUGCCAAAGAUCGUCUGUCCUGCGAAGAUGGGACCACUAUCGACUUGCUUCAGCUUUCCUCACAGCUCCAACGAGUAGAGGAUCAACGGCAAUCCAUGCAGGUGAAGCUCGAAAGUGAUGCUUUCUGCUGCCUCAGAAUCACUUAAGUGAUCUGCAAAUUAGGAAACAAGGUGCAAAAGCAUGUGGCACUUGGGAAUAAAGCUACCAUGGAUCUCCUUGAGAGACAUUGAUAGUAGCAUGCAAGAAGAAGCUAGAAACUUUUAGUAUCCAUUACCGCGCUGCUAACAAGUUUUUAGUAUAGGCAGUCAGAUUUAAGAUCCACUCCCAAAUUAUACAAGUGUUCAAUUAUAUAUGUACUCAAAUAAUCAUCUAACCUCGUAGGUUCUUUUGUUCUCUGCAUUCUCAAGAAACGUCAUUGAUAAGUUCU
Messenger RNA from Prunus dulcis (almond), 2685 nucleotides. Its product is annotated as squamosa promoter-binding-like protein 6. The coding region runs from base 725 to 2404 and encodes 559 amino acids. Gene Ontology annotation, cellular component: nucleus. The record is from RefSeq and is a predicted model, not a curated record. Lineage: Eukaryota; Viridiplantae; Streptophyta; Magnoliopsida; Rosales; Rosaceae. Gene Ontology annotation, molecular function: DNA binding. The transcript has 4 exons.